AUGGUGGAUGCAGCCCUUGUCUCAGGCUGGGAGUGGAUCCGGCAAGUUUUGAGGCCGGGCUGGUCUGAAACACGACGGGUGGUAACCUACAGCGGAGCGGAAGCAAAUCAGAAGCCGAUCUGCAUGGGUUCACGCGAUGAUGAUAAUGACGACGAUGAUGAUAAUGAUGCCGAUGACAAUAAUGACGAUGAUUGGGGAGGGCGUGACGCCGAAUGGACGACGGAGCCGAAGCCAGAAAAGUCUGGAGCAGGUGGGCGAGAGCUUGGCGCUAACAAAGGAGAACCGCUCCAAACAAAGAACACGCCGGACGGGGGGCACAAGCGAGUUGGGCACGGCAGCGGACGAGAAACUCCCACUCCUGGAGCGGAGGGACGACGAGAACACAACGGCGGGGCAUGA
Verruconis gallopava is the source of this 399-nucleotide messenger RNA. RefSeq lists its product as uncharacterized. NCBI's taxonomy places the organism in Eukaryota, Fungi, Ascomycota, Dothideomycetes, Venturiales, Sympoventuriaceae. The transcript is spliced from 2 exons. The coding region runs from base 1 to 399 and encodes 132 amino acids. The record is from RefSeq and is a predicted model, not a curated record.